This is a messenger RNA of Phascolarctos cinereus (koala), 4519 nucleotides long. RefSeq names its product endonuclease domain containing 1 (gene ENDOD1). Lineage: Eukaryota; Metazoa; Chordata; Mammalia; Diprotodontia; Phascolarctidae. The record is from RefSeq and is a predicted model, not a curated record. Gene Ontology annotation, molecular function: metal ion binding; nucleic acid binding; hydrolase activity.
ACAGCUUCCAUGCAGUUUGGCAGUGCCCUGCCUGUAGAAAGAGUCCACUCCCAGAAGGGAAGGGCUGGGUUUCGGAUUUCAUUUCCCUUGUAAACCAUUCCCAGAUUCCAAUCCACUUGCAGGGCUUCUCUGCUGCUUUCCAGUCUCAGACCUCAGAGCAAGCGAGCCCCCAGCCCAGGGAGCUGAAGGAGGGCACGGUCAAUUUCAGGAAGUCCAACAUGAGACCAGCAUCUCUCUUCCCCCUCGGUAGUCUCUUUGUUUUCUUCUGGCUUGUAGAGGGCAGAAUCAUCGGGGAAGAUGAAGCCGGUUUUGCUGAAUGUAACAAGUUCUUUUAUGAAGAGACCCCGCCUAAAGGACUGGCUGAGCCUUUCCACGUGAAAAUCUGUCAAAAAUACAACGGCAAGGAGCGCUUUGCCACCCUGUACAGCACCCAAGAAAAGAUACCUGUUUACUCGGCUUUUCGAUAUGCUGUCUCUGGAGAGAGUAGGGAGCAGGGGUGGAUGAUCGAACCCCAGAUAGAUGACCCCAACAGCAACUUUGGAGAAAUGAUGAAUGAAGCAGAUGCUGUUAACUCUGUAGACAAUCUUGGAAGCAAACAAGCCCUAAGUACUGACUACCUGGAUUCUGAUUACCAAAAAGGACAACUGUACCUCAGUUCCCUUAACAGUGAUGAUUUCCAGGUGGCAACGUACACCCUCACGAAUGCUGCACCUAUGACCCAGUCAUUAAGGGAAAGGUGGUACAUGAAUGUGAAUAGCCUGAUGGAUCUUGCCUUGGCCCCAUACUGUGGGAAUGGGGAUGACCUGUAUGUCAUUACAGGAGCAGUGCCCUCAGACCACAGAGUUAAGGACAAAGUAUCUGUCCCUGACUUUGUUUGGUUGGCUGCUUGCUGUGCUGCUCCUGGAGGGUGGGCUAUGGGAUUCAUCAAGCAUAUGAGGGAUGGGGAUAUCAUAGAAGAUGUGAUGGUGAAGGAUCUUGAAAAGCUGCUCCCAUCUGGGACUCAGCUGUUCCAAAACAAUUGUGGGGAAGCAGACCAAGACACAGAGAAAAUGAAAAAAAUAUUAGAAAUGGUUAACCAUGUGCAGGAUGAAGAGAGGAUGGUCCAGGCUAAGUCAAGUUCUAGCCAAUUAUCCAGUUCUCAGAACAAACGGUCUGCUCGGUCAUUGCCAGAUGAAGCCAAUGAGAGCAGCUUGCUCAGAACAAUUGGCGGCAUUGUUGCUACCCCUUUUGUCAAGCUUUUCCAAUUGAUAUACUACCUCAUGGUUGGAAUCCUGAAAAAUGUUCUCUAUUGUCUGUGGUACAUUACCAAGCAAUUUGUAGGUAUUCUGGAAAAUGGGGUCCAUAGGAUGUGUUCAGCAACAGUGUCAUACUUCAUGGCCAUUGGGGAAGAACUGGUGAGCAUUCCCUGGAAAGUGGUCAAGGUCAUUGUCAAAAUCAUCAGGGCCCUUCUACGAAUCCUCUGCUGCCUGCUGAAAACCAUUUGCCGAAUUCUGAGUAUCCCGAUCAGAGUCCUUGUGGACAUUGUCAGUUUCCCCAUGUACACAGUUUGUGCCAUCCCAGCUGUCCUUAAAGACAUUGCUGUGGGCCUGGGGGGCACUUUCUAUCUCCUCCUGGACACUGCCUUUGGCACUAUUGGCAGCCUGUUUCACGUGCUUUUUAGUGUCUGUAAACGGAUUGGCUCUAAGGUAUCUUAUGACAACUCUGGGGAGUUGUAGAAGGAAAAAUGGACCAGGAGAAUCCAUCCACCGGGAUUUUGACUUUUUGUAAGGGAGAGUCAGAGUGAUUCCUCUUUUCAACAUGUGGCUUCCUGCUCUUAAUUCACAUGGCAUUUUGGGCACUGACAAUAUUGCGAAUUCACUUAGAGGUUAAAGGGAAACUCCCUGUGUUUGCAAAGAAAUGACAGUAUGAUUUAGAAUUUUCUGCUAGCAAAGUGGUGAGGGCUGAAAAUUGAGGGUUAACUAAUCUCUUAUGGCUCUACAGUCUAGUUUGGUCAGGUGGUCAGCUUUUUCUAAGCCAUAAACACUUUCAGUUCUUCACUAUUAAUAAAGUAGGAAAAUGGCUGCCAUUUAUUUCCUCAGAAAGUGACCUACACCCUAAGAGAUGUCUGUCUGCUAGUGAUGGUUGAGAUUUAGGGAGAAUAAAAUGUUCAUACAAAGUGUUUUCUGAAAACUGGGAAAAGGAAGUUUGUUCCUCUCCUUGAUAUUUGGUUCUUCUCAUCUAAUCUAAUUGAACCCAAUGAGGUCGGAUAAAAAAAAACCCACUAUUGAUGUUUUUAGCUGAUUCUUGAAUCUUCUUCCAACAUCAUGACCUUGGAGCAAUGUAAAAGUUGCCAGCCUGAAGGACUGAAAGCUUCAUUACCUUGGGUGAGAAGAUUGCCACAACCCAAGAAGGUCCUUUGGACUUUCAAAGCCCCCCAAUAUGUAGUUAUAGUUCUCAGUUGAACAUAAUAGAUAAUGGAUUUUUUUUUUUUGCAAAAUGUGACUUAAUGAGGUGGGAAAGUGAGUCCAGAAUUGUCUUGGCACUCAGCACAUAUAAUAUUUCUUUCUCGGGCAAAUGCCCAGAAACAAUAAGAACUCAGGGUCAAAGCUUUGUUUACUCUUGUGUAGUGUUAGUGAUCUUAUGGAAUCUUUCACCAAGCCAAGAAACUGACACCAACUUAAGGGUCACCUGAAAAUCUCAUGCUGAGAGCCCCCCACCAUCGGCUAAUGUGAUAAUGACCAAAUUAAUUUGGGCUUCUGUAAGAGUCAAUUUAAUGAACACAUUCUCAUACAAAUCAAGACAAACAAUAAAACUAAAGCACUUUAAAUGGGUCCCUAAAGAAUCAUUUUGAUUAGGAAAAAAAAAAGCUUACACUGAGAAGAAUUCAAAUUCAUGUAUUUUCAGAAUUAGCAUAAUAGAGGGAAAGCUGCUACAAAGCUUCUCAGGAAACUAGAUCCUUGGUUAAGAAAUGUCUCAUAGGAAAAUAUUUUUUUGUGGGCAAUAGGUCAAUGAAUUUAAGACUCUUAUAAUCUGUCCUUCAGGUUACACUCUACAUAGGUCAUGCAAAUAAACAUCUCCAUUUUCCUACCUCUUAACACAUUCAUUAGCCUAAAACCAUUUGAGAAAGCAAAACCACCCUCCUCAGGAUUUACUCUGCUUCUGAUGCAGGAUCAUUGCCCAUGGAAAGGACUGAAUAAUUUUAACAAAACUGAGUAGUCAGAGGAAAAGCUAUGAAUCAGAAGGAAGUUGGGUAGGAAACACUGACACCAGAGGCAUCUGCCCUUUACGUUCUGUCAUCUGAAAGUUGGAUUCGUAAAUUAAGAGACAGGAAGGAAAACAUUUUUACUGUGGCUAUAGAGGCUGGUCAUUUUUUUGCAUUAGAAUGGUGGUUGGAAAAUAUUAGUGUAAUGAAAGUAGAGGGACUGAAAAAAGAUCAUUGCAUUGCAUUUAAAGAAAACUGCAACCAGUGAAGCACCAGCAUGAUAGAUCCAUGAUGUGAGACUUGGAACACAAGUCCUGGACAGGCUUGAGAUUGGAAAAUAUAGUUCAUAUUUAGAUUUUUGAUUAAUUUAACAAUACUCAACCACUUACUUCCAUUCAUGAAAGCAUAUGUGGCCAGACAAAACUUUCUAUUGGCAAUAUGGUACGAUGCAAGGAGUAUUGACUCUGAAGUCAGAGGACCUGCAUUCAAAUCCUGGGUAAAUUAGACUCUCUGGCCCUCCAUUUCCUCAUUUAUAAAUUGAAGGGGUUGACUUCUGAGGUGCCAUCUGGUCUGAAUCUAUGAUCCUAUGAACUAUGGGAGUGAUUAGGGGGCAGAAAAUAGUGAUAUUUGGUAUUGACAAAGCUGAUUUGUAGAAUCAUAGGGAGAGGAAGCAACAUUACCACUGAAGUUUAGAGCUGAAAGGGGCAUUCUUAUUUCAUAGAUGAGGAACCUGAGUCCCACAGAAUUACAUGACAUAUCCAAGAUUACACAGCUAGUUAGUGAUAGAGUCUGAAUAAGAACUUGGGUGUCUUAUCUUCAUUCCCCUCCAUCAGACUUAUUCCAGUGCCCACUCCUGGCUUUUGUAGUCCAAGAAGAACUAGCAAUUGAUCCCAUCUACCUGUAGCACCACAACUAACCCAACUGUGGUGUUUGGGCCUGGUCCCUUUCCAAACAUGCCUAGUAACUAAGUAAUAACUUAUUUAACUCUUUGAGUUCAUUGCAUCGUACAUACCAUGGCCUUCCUAGGAAAAUGGGAAAGGAGAAGGAAGCAAAAUGCCUGCUAUAGUUAGAGAAUGGGAGCAGCCAUACUUGCACUGAGUGUGUCUACUGUAAUUGACAAUCUUCUCUGUUUGCUAAGACUAGGUUGCUGUUGUUAUGAAGCACUUUGGAGGGAUCAGAUUGGGGAAUAGCACAAACAGAGCCAUUUUGUUUGGGCUGUGAUUGAAGGGGAAACUUGGGAUUGCAAAACAUUUCUAUCUUGAGGAUUUCAUUGUUGCUCUUUCAUAUUUGUUGUAGCUUUGCGGAAGGAUUGUCCAUAUGUGAUUUGUUUUGAUUUGA